This is a messenger RNA of Bombyx mori (domestic silkworm), 4609 nucleotides long. RefSeq names its product microprocessor complex subunit DGCR8 (gene pasha). Gene Ontology annotation, biological process: primary miRNA processing. The transcript is spliced from 10 exons. Gene Ontology annotation, cellular component: microprocessor complex. The coding region runs from base 1209 to 3272 and encodes 687 amino acids. The record is from RefSeq and is a predicted model, not a curated record. Lineage: Eukaryota; Metazoa; Arthropoda; Insecta; Lepidoptera; Bombycidae. Gene Ontology annotation, molecular function: heme binding; identical protein binding; primary miRNA binding.
GUUCCCUAAAAAAACGAGGAUAGCUCUUGUCUUCUGAAAAUUUAUCGUUAUUUCCUAAAAGUCGGUACGGUACCAUAUUCAUUCAACACUAUUUUACUAAGUGCUCAGACACGCUAGCCGUUUUCGACGGUGUGUGGUUGCAAAAUAAGUUUAUCAGAUUUCCCUAAAUACAUGUUUUAUUGAUUAUUGAUUAACCUUUUCAGUCACGAGCGUAAGUAUCUCGCACAUAACGUACGGUACUAGUAAUGAAACUGAAAUUUACUGUCUCUAACAAUGAAUAUAAGCUAUCACCAAGCCACAUCUGAUUUACAUACUUAUAGGUUUUUGUCGAAAUAUGUAUCGUGAAUACAUACGCUUAUAACCAGGUCAUAAUUUGCAUUUUCUUUAAUGCAGUGUUUGAUCGUUUUGAAGGAUAGCAACAGAAAUUCUACAGGAACGCGUCUGCCCGGGAGCGGUUAAGGAGGUAUAGAGUCCAGUCGUCCUGUAACGUUGCGGUUUUGCUACAGACUAGACUCGGUGUUUAUAUCAGAGGUUCUGGUCUGUCGCAAUCCUGCUGAAGUCUUCAUGGCCGCUUUGCACGUCUUGCUCUCGGUCCCGCUACUAACUAAGGUUUACAGCAAGUGAUGGCUGAAAUCCAACUGUUGGAACACAUAGGAUUUUAAGUGCCAUCGCUAUCUGUGGACUGUGUUACAUCACUUUGGGUAUUUAGUUAAUUUCUGUACGCUGAGGUGAAAGUGCCUCUAAAUGUCUAUUUGAUUUGAGUAUUGUAAUACAAAAAAAUCCUGAGAAAUGCACCUCAAACUACUCCAAUUUAGAAAUUGAAUGCAACACAAAAUAAUAUAAGUAGCUUCUUAGCAAAUGAAUAUUUGCACAUUUUUGAUGAAUUUUAAAAAUGACAUUUUGUAGAGCAUUAUUUUCUUUUACCAUCAUUGUUUAGUAACAAAAAAAUUAAUAGUAAGAUUUUUUUGAUUUUUUUUUUGAGAAUGUCAAUAUCUAGUUAUUAAGUCUGCUAAAAUCAGGAUAUAAAAUAAAUUUUAUAACAUGGACUGUUCCAAAUUUAUUUUAUUGAAAACCUCUCAAGAGUAAAAAGGUUUAUUACAUAUAGCUAUUUUUCAGCAGUUUGAAAGUAAUGUGUAAAAUUCAUUAGUGUCAGAAUUGUAAAGUUAUUGUUAUCAACGUGUAUCUUAGUUUAUGUAAUUUAAUGGAUUAUGCCUAACAUGAAUAAAAUGAAUGAGGAAGAUCAGCAUAUGCCACCAGCGAAGAAGCCAAAGGUGGACAAUUCGGUAGAAGAUGUUGAUUUCACUCAAGAUGUGUCCAUUGUAGAUAAUAACAAAGACUUUAAGAUAAGUACUGAUAAAUAUACUGAUUAUGUGACCCCUACUGAGCUGCAGCAGCUGCGGGAAUUCAAAGUUCUAGAUGAGGUGAAGUCCAACGAAGAAGAUAGUAAUGACGAGGAUACAGAGUCCACUGAGGGAAAAUCAGAAGGUGUGCCCGAAGAUGAAAUAGAGAAAAUGUUAGAUGAAGAUCUUCCGGAGGGCUUUAAGGGUGCUCCUAAACCUAAGGAGAAGGCAUACGUUAUGGGAAAGAAAAUUGUUUUAGAAGACAAGGGCGCCAACCACUUCGAAGUGCUUCCGCUGGAUUGGAUGAUGGUCCGACACUACAGCGGCAUGCCGGUCUACAUGCACCGCUCCACCAGGGUCUGCACGCUCUCCAAGCCCUACUUCCUCGGGAAAGGGAACAUCCGGCGGCACGAUAUUCCCAUCAGCGCCAUCCCGUGUCUUGCGUACAGAAAGUACUUAGAGGAGGAAGAAAAACAAAAGGAAAUUGACAACAAGAUCCAAGAACAGAUCCGCAAUGGGACCUGGAACACGGUGCAGAGCGACGCCGCCUCAGAGCCGCCCGUUCCUCGCUGCCCCUUCGCUGCCACCAGUGCCACUACUGGGGACCCCGCCGACAGCGCUGCCACUGGGGACACCACCAUCAGCGCUACCACUGGUGCCACUACUGGAGACACCACCAGCAGUGCUACCACAGGCGACACUACUGGAGACGCCACCAGCAGUGCUACCACCGGCGGCACUACUGGAGACACCACCAGCAGUGGCGGCAGUGUAAGCAGGCAGGAGAACGAUGAUGGCAUCCCCGCCAACAGGAAACCGGUGGUUCUGCCCGGCGGGAUCGUGAUGCCUCCCCCCAGGGUGGAGACCGUCAGCACCAGCUGGAAGACCCAGCACUUGACUCACGAGCAGGUCAACGAGUACUGCGCUAAGCUGUUCAAGUUUAAGACCGUCAAUAUUAUGCUUUUCAAGCGCUGGGCCGACAAGCGCAAGUACACCAAGGCGCGGAAGGCCCUGCAGUACCCGGCGCUGCCCGAGGGCACCAAGCUCAUCGCCAUCCCCGCGCAGCACGGCGCGCACGACGCUGAAGGCGGCAAGUCCACCAAGCGCGACUGGGUCAUGAACAUGGACGGGCGCAGCUACCUCGCCGUGUUCCACGAGUACGUGGGCCGCGCCCUGCAGAAGCAGCCCGUCUACGAGUUCAAGCAGCUGGAGAACGCCGCCACGCCCUACCAGGCCACGGUGUACAUCGGCGGCAUGCAGUACGGCGUGGGCCGCGGCUCCAGCAAGCGCCAGGCCAAGUCGGCGGCCGCGCGCGCCUCCAUCCACAUCCUCAUCCCCGAGAUGAAGGACGAGCUGGACGGCCGCCGCCGCGACGCCGACCCCGACUUCACCUUCUUCGACUACGUCGGCAUCGAGGACCCGCGCAUCGCCGAGUUCUGCGCCGCCACCUGCGAGCCCUCGCCGCACGCCAUCCUGCGCACCUGCCUGCUCAGGAACUUCGGCGCCGGCGACCGGCACGUGCACACCGAGAUGAAAAAGUUUGAAAACCAAAAGAUUGAACUGACGAUGAAGGUGGGCAAGCACACCGCCACCGUGGUCUGCAAGAACAAGAAGACGGCCAAGCAGCGCGCGUCGCAGUCCAUCCUGCAGGCUCUGCACCCCCACGUGCGCUCGUGGGGCUCACUGCUGCGGCUGUAUGGUUCGCGGUCCGUGAAGAGCUGCAAGGAGAAGAAGCUAGAGGAGCAGCAGAUCACGCUCCUGCAGGACAAGGCGCGCCACAACGAGCCCAACUACGCGGUGCUGGAGAAGCUGCGGAACGAGAUGCGGAAGCUGCGGGAGCGCGACGCGGCCGUGGUGCCCAUCGGCACGCUGCUGCUGGCCGACGACCUGCCCUCGCACUCCGCCUCCAACCUCAACAACGUCGAGCUCUGAGCGACUUCACGUGCCCUGGCACCCUCUACAUAAGUAAUAAGUAGAAACAAUACUGUGCGCGCGGGGGCUGCCGCCGGGGGGCGCCACCUCCGGUCGCAGACGACUGCUGGCUAUAUAAUUAUUCAAUUUCCUCUUCUGAUUUUGAUUAAUUCAAUGAAAACAUAAUUCAACCCCAAAAAAAAGUCCCAAAACAACAGCAAUUAUUUGUGUAAAUAAUAAACUUUUUUAAUUUAUUGUUAAAACAAACCCUGGUAAUGCCGCCACCGGUGCGCGCCCCCACAUGCGAGGGGGUGAGAAGGCCCAAGGACCGGCACAAACGUAUUCUGGGUGUCCGCAGCGCGCGGGCCCGUGUCUCCGUAAUGAAGCUGUCGUUAAAUUAAUUGUGUCGAUUACUUGUGCACGGCGGUCGAGCUGCGGCACGCGCCCUGCCAGCCUCCUCGGUGCAGGCGUGUUGCGCUGGGGCUCGGGAUGAGUAAAAACUCUCACCGAAAUACAAAUUAAGACUCGAAUUUGAUUAUUACGACUCUCAUGGUCCACUUUCGUCCGCUGCAUCUCUUCGAGUAGAAGUGAGUUCCGACAGCUGGGCGUGUGCCCCCGCGCUCCCGACACGACGGUUCUACGGUUUCCAGAACUUCAACGGUAGUACUGUAGUACUAGUCUCUUCGGCAUCACAGAUGGCGUUACUUACAUCUCUAUCGACAUGACACAACUUUUUAAAUAAUGUUAGUUAAAUCAUCUGCUUAGGGCUCUAUAUACUUAGUUUUAUUUUCAUUGUUCAAGUCGAGCCACCUAUUUUUAAGUCUAGAUAAUAUUGUACAAUACGUUAGAACAUAAUAUUGCAAUACGUUGGCAACAUAUUACCACCUCAACACGGCGUGUCCGGGUGGCGCGCGCGUCGUGGUGCUGACCGCGGCCCUUCUGUCCCGGGUCAGGAUGAAGGAGCGCAAGAGUAGCCACCCCUACGACAGUUUCACAAGAGCGGGGCGUUGAUGUCUUGAGGAAAAUCGGACAAUGACCACAAAAAAAUUAGUAUCCAACAUUACUUUAUUCACGACCAGCGGCACCCGGGCACGCCGUGGUCGUGUGAAAACCAUCGAUUUCUUGAAGCCAGCAUUGCGCGGCCACGGUGCCGACGAGGGUACCAAGCUUGGUCACAAUCGGACCGAUGGUUUGGGAACGCACAUAGGACAAAUAUACAAACUCCAUUUUUAUAUAAUAUAUAGAAGAUAAUGAAUUCAAAUCAAAAAUAAUCUCAUUAAUUAUGAUUAGCGCUAGUGGGGUCCGAGCUAUUUAUUGUAGUCUAUGAACUUUUCAAAUAAAAUAAAGUGUUAAAAUUU